AUGACUACGCAACUGUAUAGAAAAGUUCAAGGGGUUUUUGAUGAUCCUUUGGAACUUGUUAAUCACAUAAAAGACGAUCUGCGACGACGUGAUGCGAUACUUCUCAGUGGAAAGAAACAAGAAGCAGAAUAUACGGGAACACAUCUCACUGUGACACUCAUAUGGUUUCAAUUAUUGACAGAAAUAUUUUGUCGUAUGAAGAAAGCUGCUCCUACUGGUACGACAGCAACGGAAAAACUAAAAAAUAAAGCAAAGGAAAAACUAAAAAAUAAACUUCGAUGUCUCAAAUCACCAUUCUUUUGCAAGCUGUCGUCGUCAGACUCGGAUGAUGAGAACGAAAAACGAGAUCUUGUAGAAUAUUGUCGAAAAUAUUAUGACGAAAUAAAUGAUCAGAAAGAGUUGGAAAACAUUAAAGAAUUUGAAUCGACAUAUCAAUCGAGCAACGCCAUUCCGUGGUACAUAAAAGAGUGCUUCGUAUACAACAUGCUCAAUAAAUCUUUACGCUCGAAAGACAUUGAUACACUUUUGAAGUUUCGAUUUUUUAUUCUUGACCUUCAAGAGCAAUUGGAACAACUUCAUUCUAGAUUCAUAGAGAGAAUAUCAUCGAAUGAAAGAUCUGUUGUUGUCUACCGUGGAUGCCAGCUGAAUGAUGAUGCAAUUCAACAUUUUAAAAAUAAUAUCGGUGGCAUAAUAUCCAUGAAUGGAAUUUCGUCAUGCAGCGCAAGCAAAGAAGUUGCUCUAGACUUUUUAAGAUCCGUAUCCAAGCAUACUGACUGUUUCCCAGUACUCAUGCAAUUUACUAUCUCACUUAAACAUACCGUUUUUGGAAGUAUUUCACAAGAUAGUGGCUUUCCAAAGGAAGAAGAAAUCCUGUUCGCCGUCGGUUCCCCGUUUCGUGUUGAUUCGGUAGAGCAACUUAACGACGGUGUUUGGCACAUUAGAUUUUUGCUGACGGACGAAGAGGGACAAGUAUUGGAAGAAUUAACGGACUAUUAUUUAGACAAUGAAGUCGACGAAACAGUGACAUUAGUCACCAUCGCCACAUUUCUACGUGACAUGGGUGAGUAUGAGAAAGCAAUAGAUUAUUAUCAACUGUCACUUGAUGAACAAGAGGUUGAAAAUAAACCACUGGUGUACAAUAAUAUUGGUCUUUGUUAUUUAUAUCAAGAUGAUUAUCCGUUGGCUCUAAAAUAUUGUGAACAAGCACUCGAAGCGGCCAAAAGACGUCCACUGUUCACAAAUGCCACAUUUGUUCUGAUUUGCAACAGUCUUGGAUCGGUAUACCUAAAAAGUGGCGAUCAUGCUACGGCGCUGACUCAUUUUGAUAAAGCCGUCCAGAUUGGUUUACAGUGUCUGGAACCCACUCAUUCUCACAUAUGUACAGCCUAUGAUAAUAUUGGCGAUGUGCAUUUCUACGGUGAUGAGCAUGAUUACAAACGAGCGUUGGAGUAUUAUGAAAAAGUGAAACAAAUUCGACAACCGCCUUUCAUUCCAAGUAAUCAUCCAUUACGAGGAAAAUCUUAUCAAAAUGUAGGAAUGGUCUAUUCAAAAUUGAAUGAUCAGACAGCAGCAUUGCAUAAUUAUCACACUGCUUUGGACAUCUACUUGAAUUCAUUACCCAUAACACAUCGUCGAGUUGUCGAACUCAAACAAACAAUUCAAGAGGUCCUUCAAGAACAAAAAAACUAA
Didymodactylos carnosus is the source of this 1689-nucleotide messenger RNA. The record is from the annotation of a GenBank genome assembly. Lineage: Eukaryota; Metazoa; Rotifera; Eurotatoria; Philodinida; Philodinidae.